Gracilinanus agilis (Agile Gracile Mouse Opossum) is the source of this 1336-nucleotide messenger RNA. It is a transcript of the gene STN1, whose product is annotated as STN1 subunit of CST complex. Lineage: Eukaryota; Metazoa; Chordata; Mammalia; Didelphimorphia; Didelphidae. The record is from RefSeq and is a predicted model, not a curated record. Gene Ontology annotation, biological process: double-strand break repair via homologous recombination; telomere capping; nucleotide-excision repair. The transcript is spliced from 9 exons. Bases 1 to 1107 code for a protein of 368 amino acids. Gene Ontology annotation, cellular component: DNA replication factor A complex; site of double-strand break; CST complex. Gene Ontology annotation, molecular function: single-stranded telomeric DNA binding.
AUGCAGCAGGAGUCCAGAGAAUGUGAAGAGGAGACCCCAUCCCUUUUGUGGGGCUUGGAUCCUGUGUUUUUAGCCUUUGCAAAAUUGUAUGUGAAGGAUAUCCUGAACAUCAAAGAGUCCCAGCAAGCUCCAGGUGUAUUUUUUUACAAUGGACACCCAAUAAAACAAGUGGAUAUUUUGGGGACAGUAGUUGGAGUGAAAGAGAGAGAGUCAUUUUACAGCUAUGGAGUGGAUGACAGUACAGGGGUUAUAAACUGCAUCUGUUGGAAAAGCUCACAAGAUACUAAGCCAUCUCCAGCUAAAGUUUCCUCCAGUAUGGCUGGUGGACAGAGUUUAACCUCACUUCUUAGGAAAUUACAAGAAACCACAGAAAAGAAAACAAAGUUGGAAAUUGGGGAUAUCGUUCGAAUGAGAGGAUAUAUCCGUGUCUAUAGAGAGCAGCGAGAGAUCCAUGCCACCACUUACUAUAAAGUGGAUGAUCCAGUAUGGAAUGUUCAGAUCGCAAGAAUGUUGGAGCUUCCAGAUAUCUAUAGAAAAGUUUAUGACCAGCCUUUCCCAAAGGAUAUAGUAGUAAAAGGAAAGACAGUAAGCAAUCCAGGUACCCUGGACCCUUCUAGUCAAACAAAUUUGCUGAGUGAAAAAAUCCAAGACUUCCUUGUUGAGAACAAAGUGCAAACCUUUUACCAACAAGAGCUGGAAGCUGUGGAGUCUUUGAUGGCUCUGGUCACUCAGCCUGUUGUUGACAAUUCCUGCUCUGAACAGGUGAAUUUAGAAAGUGGUCCAACUUCCAAAGCAAUUCACAACAUAUUUAAGGAAGCUAUACGAAUACUGUGGAAAAAGGGAAUCGUCUUCCAGAAAACGGAUGACCUGUAUUGUGUGACCAGUCAAGAUAAGGAACUGCACAAAAAAAUCCUCAGAAUCAUUCAGGAUGAUUGCCAGAAACCAAAGCAUUCUGAGAAGGGCUGCCAUUUCCUUCACGUCUUGGCUUGUGCCCGCCUGCACCAUGACCCCAACAUGAGUGAGGCAGUGCUGCAGCAGGUUUUGGAUCUCCUGGAGGACAAGAGUGAAAUAGUCAGCACAAUGGAACGAUACUACACAGCAUUCUGAGCGGAAGGAAGGAAUUCAUUCUGAAGCAAGAUAGCCCCUUAGACGAGGGGAAGGUGAUAACAAUUGCCCCAGUAAGAAAUCUGCUUUUGGAAGAUAUCAUCUUAAGGCAGAGAAAUGGUAUUCCCUUAUCACAUUUAAAAACAUUUAAAUGCCUACAACUUUGAGAAAAAGUCACUUUAUAAUAAAAUACAAAAGCAAUUACUGUAGGGAAAAUACAGUUUGAUCCUAG